AAAUACCAUGACAUCAAAAUGGCUUCAAAAUGAUUAUUAUGAGUCACUUAAUUUCCAGUCAGUCACGAUUUAUUUCGACGUCAUUCUAACAUCUCUGACGUUAUAUUAUCAUGAUCCGUCGUUCUGUCUCUGCUCGAGUCUGCGCGACGUGACGCAACGUUACGAAACGGCGCGUCGCGAUUACGUCACAGUGCGUCACGGCGCUUUGCCGGGGUGCUGUGGCCUUUAGGCUUUUAGCGUAUCAAAGCCCAUGCGAAGGCAAUAGUAGGGAUCGAGGGUAGAAUCAGUUUGGCGCGGACAAUGCGAGAACGCCGCGGCACUCGAACGGUUGCCGUCGUCGCCGCUGUCGAUCACAGGAAGUCAGUUUCGUAGAUCGCGGCCUCCCAUGGUGGCAAUCACCACGUGUCACGCCGCCGCCGCGACGGCCCUCAGGCCCCUCAGGGCCGUCAUCCUGGGCGCGCCGGCAUCUGGCAAGGGCACCGUCUCCUUCAGAAUCGUUCAGCAGUUCGGCGUCGCGCACAUCUCCAGCGGCGACAAGCUGCGUUUUCACGUGUCUGCCGGCACUGAUCUAGGCAAGGAGGUAAAGAAGUACAUGGACAGCGGUAGCUUCGUCCCAGACGACACGAUGAUAUCGCUUAUCGGGCAUGAGAUCGGAUCGAUGGCGGAUCGAAAUUGGCUGUUGGACGGAUUCCCGAGGACGUUGACGCAGGCGGAGCGAUUGCAGAGGCUACAUCCAAUCAAUCUCGUGCUGAAUCUCGUGGUGCCUACCAACGUCAUUCUAGACCGAGUCAAGAACAGAUGGGUUCAUGUGCCCAGUGGUAGGGUCUACAACAUCGGCUUCAACGAUCCACGAGUGUCGGGCAAGGACGAUGUAACAGGUGAGCCAUUAUGUCAGAGAGAAGAUGACAAACCAGAAGUCGUGCAAAAGAGACUGCAGGAUUACGCGACGAAAACCGAGCCAGUCUUGCAGUUUUAUCGCGAGAUUGGAAUAGUGAGGGAAUUUCACGGCAACACUACCAAUGAAAUGUGGCCGGCAAUCAGGAAUUGCGUGACACAAUACUGUUGCACUUCAGAAAGAUCAAAUAUUUAAAUAACUUCAAAUGUCGGAUAAUUGUCGCGCAGACGGUUCUGAUUUUCAAAUAUCUAUAGAUCUGUUCGAAAAUUUUUCUUUUUCAAUAGAUAUAUCUCUAAAAGAAACAGAUUUUUGGACAUUAAAUCCAUGUCUAAUUCUUACAUCUUAUCUGCCUAAAAAUUAAAUUGAAUUAAAUAGAUAUAGAUCUCAUUAGAUUAGAUAAUGUGCGCCUAAAAAUAUUCUCGUAUUCAUUAUUUAAGUACGAAAAUGAACAAGUAGGUCUAUUUGAGACCUGUAAUUUGCUCAUCCCACACGAUUUCGAGUAACAAAUGGAGAUAUACGCUCUUGUCCGACAAUUGUUUCUUUAUCUUGCGACAAUAAAGAGAAUGUGUACUACAGCGCAAUUCGCGCUCUCUUACGCACGCAGGAACGCACACAAGCAUGAAUGUCAUUAAGUUGUAAAUACGUGCGAUAUCGUGUCGACAAUAAUAGACUCUCGUAGAUGUUCCCGAUACGGAAUGCCUAUGUGAUACAACGAGAAUUCACGGUAACUAAAGACACUGAACCGAAGACGAGUUAUCUCUUGUUUCCGCGAAGCACUUGCAUGACGAGCUGUUGAUUAUUACAGCUGUUUGGCUAAAGUCCGAAAUAUAGUACAAAUUACAAAGUAGGAAUGAUCGUUCGAAUGAGCGAUGAUACAUUUCUGGAAUGGCGUAAUCGUCACACACUUGUUCUUAUUUUAUUUCGAGCGUAUAGCGUUACAGUUGUAAGAGAUAUAUAUAACAAUGUUCAAUAUAUUGUGUACAUAUUCAACAGUAUAAGUACAAUAUACGCAUAUACAUAUGCAUAUACACGUAUACAUACAUAUACAGUGUGAGGCAUCUAAAAAAAGUGUACAUCUAAAUGAUUCUUUAAUAGUCCUCUUUUUCACUUUACUCUUGUUUUUCUAUUUUUAAAUCUACCUUACACUUUAGAGAGAAUAUUCUAGGUUUAUUUGUCAUCGAUCAAACACCUUGUACGUUAUCUUACUUCUUUAAAACGCUCGAAUAAUCUUGAAGCGCGAAAUAAAUGCUUCACUCUAAUCUAUUCUCUAAAAUUUAUUCUACUCUAUUUUAUUAUGAAUCUAGUAUCUUUGAAAAAAUAUCGUUAAAGACGAAGUAAUUUAGCUCGUAGGAAUAACAAGGAAAAAGAUUCGUUUAAGGUCAUAGUUUUUAACAUUUCAAAAAUUUCGCUUUUUUUACAUAGAUAUUCUU
Trachymyrmex septentrionalis is the source of this 2325-nucleotide messenger RNA. RefSeq names its product GTP:AMP phosphotransferase AK3, mitochondrial (gene Ak3). Bases 386 to 1090 code for a protein of 234 amino acids. Gene Ontology annotation, molecular function: ATP binding; AMP kinase activity. Gene Ontology annotation, biological process: nucleobase-containing compound metabolic process. NCBI's taxonomy places the organism in Eukaryota, Metazoa, Arthropoda, Insecta, Hymenoptera, Formicidae. Gene Ontology annotation, cellular component: mitochondrion; cytoplasm. The transcript has 4 exons. The record is from RefSeq and is a predicted model, not a curated record.